GUGGGCGCGUCUCGAGAGCGGCUGAGCUUGGACAGCCCUUCUUCAACCUCAAUCUCAACACCAUCUCACCACUUGAAGGGCGCAUAACCACAGUAUUUUCUCGCGCACGCAUGUCGGCAGACAAUAUUAAGCCGUCCGCUGGUUCCAUGGUGGACUACGACGUUGAAUUACCCAAGUUCUACAGAAACCCCAAUGAACCGGAACACUACCGCCUUUCGAAGGCCGGAAUCGAGGCCUGCAAGAGCAAGAAGCCUGCAGUCCCACCGUGGCUGAUCAGCUUCCGGUUCAGGACGCGGUACAUCUCGGCUUUCGCCACGCAGUUCGACAGCGAUCGCCCACAUAUCCUCGACCUGCAAAUUUGCCCCUCCAGAGUCGCGCGGUUCUUUGGCGCCUGCGUCAAUCUUUUGCCUACGUUUGCACAGUCCUGGAUUAGAGCCAUGAUGCCGGAAUGGUUCCUCCCCAGCCGUGUCAUUUUGAAGGCGCAAAAGCGGUACGAGUCGGGAGAGGCCAAUGAGGAGCUAUUCGACACCGAGACGCGAGCCUACGACCGCCUAAAGCCGUUACAAGGGACCGUCAUACCCAAGUGUUACGGCCUUGCUCGAUACAACGGCUUAAGGGCGAUGAUUCUCGAGCGCCUUGGGGGAGUUUCGCUCGCCUCGCCCCAAGGUGCAACGCUGACGCUUGAAGAAAUCUCCGCCUUGAUGCAGCCAUGCCACCGGGCUAUGCAUGCCUAUGGCGUGCAUCAUAGCGAUCCGCAACCCUCCAACUAUCAGCUGGUUGACGGAAGGCUCAUGGCCUUGGACCUAGAGUACGUCGAGUGGGAUUUGCCCGACGAAAAGAACAUCCUCUUCAUGCGGACGAACAUAUACGAUUUGUCAAUCAGAUACUUGGGGAUGCAAAAAUACUAUCAUCGGGGUGAGGGCUUGCUGGAACCAGCGUGAUUACAUGGUUCCGUGAUCGGCGGCGCUCAUAUUGGCAUUCCGCCACCUCAUACUACCUGUAGUUAAUAGUUAUAAUUCACUUACAACUUAAUUCUGCCGCA
Molecule: messenger RNA, 1042 nt
Organism: Thermothelomyces thermophilus ATCC 42464
Lineage: Eukaryota; Fungi; Ascomycota; Sordariomycetes; Sordariales; Chaetomiaceae
Exons: 2
Coding region: 111-941 (276 amino acids)
Source: RefSeq, a predicted model, not a curated record